Messenger RNA from Fusarium vanettenii 77-13-4, 840 nucleotides. RefSeq lists its product as uncharacterized. The transcript is spliced from 2 exons. The annotation marks the transcript as partial. NCBI's taxonomy places the organism in Eukaryota, Fungi, Ascomycota, Sordariomycetes, Hypocreales, Nectriaceae. The record is from RefSeq and is a predicted model, not a curated record.
CUGGCUCUCGCGCCAGUGGUUCUUGCGAAUCCAAUCCUCCGGUCUGAGAAGACCCGAGACGUCCACAUUGUCUUGGAACUCAGUAAGGAAGCAUCCCAGGGCGCUGUCACGGUAUGGAACAAAGAUCAGUCGGAAGCAAUUGCCAACUCUUGCUCCGACUCUCUGGCUUCGGGACCCUUUGAGAGCCAUCCCAUUACUUUCAAGGUCGACGAAAACGGGAGCGGUAACCUCACUGUUGGCGAUGAGUCUUACUCAACUGGCGGCGGUGACGACGCCAUCGAAUGUGGUCGUAUCGCAAGCGAGACAGAGUUGGUCGUCAACUGUAUUGUGUCUGUUCCUGGGAGUGUCGAGUUGAAGCCUUUGGGCAAGCGAGACCUCAAGACAUGCUUCCCCGAUGGCCCCCUUGAGGUUACUCAGGCAAUGGAUGUCUUUGAGGGAAAGGUCGAGCCGGAGUCACCUUCAGAUGUGACCCCGGCCGAGCUGAGCCAGGCCGAAGUCGACGAGUUCGUCAAGAAAAAUCACCUCGAUAAGCGACAGACCCCUUGCGGCAUCUGGUCUUCACAGACUCGCAGAGUUGGAAACGGAAACCCGCACCAAAACCCGCUGAACAUCCAGCUCAGUGAGCCCAUGCAGUGCCCUGGACACAUUGGCUGCUCAACAUAUCACACGACAUCGAGGUCCUACUCUAUCGGCUGGAGUGCCAACGCGGCUACGUCCUGGAUCAGCGCUGGCUUUGAUGUUGUCACAACCAUCGAAACUGGCAACAGCUACGUGUGUAACGGCAACCCCAAUGACUUCUUUGCUGUGUGGAAGAACCAGGGCCAGACGGCAUACACGGUU